AUGGUUCAAGUGGUGUUUCUUGUAGUGCUCGCAGUUGCUACAGCAGCCCACUGCUCUGUGGUCCCAGUACUGCAAGCAGACAGUGACAGCUCCAGCUUCGCGUACGAUGUAGCCGAUCCAAACACCGGUGACUACAAGAGUCAGGUGGAAUCACGCGUCGGUGGAACUGUGAAGGGACAGUACUCGUUGCUCGACGCCGAUGGCACACGACGUAUAGUCGAUUACACCGCCGAUGAUGUCAAUGGCUUCAAUGCAGUUGUGAGAAAAGAGCCUGCCACUAUUGUAGCAAGGGUUGCUCCGACUGUUGUGUCUACUCCGGCUGUCAGCCCUGCUUAUGUAGCUGGCUCUGUCGCCGCACCAUCAGUCUAUUCCAUCGGAUCGCCAUUUUAUGCAUCACCCUCUGCUUACGCCACUAGGGCUUUAGCAACUCCCUAUUACUACUCUCGCUCUCCUUACACUUACAGUUCUUAUGCAACCCCUUUGAUUUCCUAC
This is a messenger RNA of Iphiclides podalirius (scarce swallowtail), 492 nucleotides long. The record is from the annotation of a GenBank genome assembly. NCBI's taxonomy places the organism in Eukaryota, Metazoa, Arthropoda, Insecta, Lepidoptera, Papilionidae.